Messenger RNA from Daphnia pulicaria, 1044 nucleotides. RefSeq names its product CD81 antigen-like. NCBI's taxonomy places the organism in Eukaryota, Metazoa, Arthropoda, Branchiopoda, Diplostraca, Daphniidae. Bases 248 to 958 code for a protein of 236 amino acids. Gene Ontology annotation, cellular component: membrane. The record is from RefSeq and is a predicted model, not a curated record. The transcript is spliced from 4 exons.
GGAUUGAAAAUCCAUUGGGACGUCACUUCGGUUGCCAAGAUGCGGUAGAACAUGAUUGCCGUUGAAACUUUGCGGUCUAUGCACAAGACUACGCCCUCAUGUAGGAUAUGCUUAUCCGGAAUUAUGUAAAAGGCCGCAAACGCUUAUUAACGUUGAACGAAACGCCUUUUUUUUUGUCAGUCGGUUUUAUUUCUUGUAAGAGAAUCAUUGGUCCAAGUAAAUCGAAAGGUUAGUUCUUAGAUUGAAAAUGGGCUUGGAUUGCUGCUGUAAAUUUCUCAAAUUUAUCGUUUUUCUGAUCAACAUUUUAAUAACUUUUGUCGGAAUUGCAGUGGUAGCACUUGCAGCAAUGGUAUUUGUUAACACCGCUGAAGUAGAUCCUUCUAAAGAUGAAUACACCAUGUCCUUUAAGAUUUGUGUCGUCGUUAUCGCCAUGGGCAGCUUGCUGACAAUUGUCGGUUUCAUCGGGUGUUGCGGGGCAGCCUUCGAGAAUCAGUGUCUUCUGGGGACAUUUGUCUUUCUAAUGAUUGCUGCCUUAGCAUUGGACGUGGCCGCAGCCAUCGUGGUUGACAAUAAUAAACCCACCAUCAUUUCCGAAACGGAAAACAUUGCGAAAGACAUGUUUUCGAAAUUGACUGAAAAGGCCAGCCAGGAAAAGGCCAACAUAUUUCAGUCACUGUUUAACUGCUGCGGAUUUAAAAGUGCCAAAGAUUGGGAAAAUGCCAAAUUAGAAAUCCCGGCCUCUUGCUGCAAAAAUUCGACGUGCACAGUUACUGCAGUCCCAGGCAGUAAAACUUCUGUAGACUUGUUUAAAGAAGACUGCGAUUCAGUGACGAAAAAAAAGAUUAAUCAAGUCAUGGAAAAUUCACCGAUGGUACUAGCGAUUGUUGGAAUAAUCGAAUCUUUUGCUCUGAUCACUUCCCUAGGUCUCUGUUGUUCAAUUCGAAAAGCGGGCUAUUGAAUUUUUAAAUAAAAACAUUUUCUUUUUCUUUAUCACCUAAAUACAAUGCAUGCCAUUAAUAUGAUGUCCUUCCAAUCCGACAAUCC